GAGAAGUUUCAAUAAUGCGUGCCCUGGAAGGAAGGAGGAGUCGACCCGGAUUUCAACGAGCACGACGAAUACAUAUCCACUUUCCAGGAGACAAUCACUGACAAACUCAAAAUGCUCAUCAAUAAAAGCAUUGAAGAAAAUCCUGAAAUCAAUGCUAGAAAUAAGCCAAACCAGGAAGUGUUCAAAGAAGCGUUAGUUCACUUGGCGCUGUGUCAGAAGCAUGUAAACACGACGCUGAAAGAGGUCGACUGGUCUGGAAGUCCGACUCUCGACCACAUCAAACACCUGAUGACGUCAGCGAACACUCGCCAUGGACCAAUCCUAGUUCAGGGUGGACAUGGAUCAGGAAAGACUGCACUUAUAAACACUAUUUAUGUCAAAUGCGAAGAAUGGUUCGGCAAGAAAGCGUUGCGCGUGAUUCGGUUCGCCGGCAUGACUCCCCGUUCGUCGUACAACCUGGAGCUGCUGCGUAUCAUCUGCUCGCAGCUGACUCUGCUUCUGCAGCCGUCCGCUCCCUGCAUACCGCGCGAUGCCUCCUUCGAUCCGCUCUAUGUCAACAACUGGUUUCAGACGUUGGUGCGUCGUUUCGACGCAGACGCACCGGAUGGCGCCGGCCACCUCGUCAUCAUCCUGAUCGACGACCUUCACCGACUGAACCCCCUCGACUCGGAUAUCGUGGCCGCCCUGUCAUGGCUGCCCAUCAGUCUGCCGUCCAAUGUCCACAUCGUCGCCACCACGGCAGUCACACCGGACGUCCUCAAGCUGACUCCCGUCCAGCGAGAAAAGUUCCGCGCCGCCGAGUGCUAUCUUGAACUACCGCCUGCCCCAGAAAAAACUCUAGAGACUCAGGUGGAGAAAGCGUUGGAUGAAUUGGCGGAAGACAUUGGCAGCACAGCAAUGGCAAGGCUGAGCUCGCUGCUGACAAUUUCUGAGUUUGGCCUGAGCGAGACGGAACUGCUGGAGCUGUUGAUGCCCACAUCUGGAGAUGUGCUCGAGCUCACUGAUGGCUUAUUCAACUUCUCGACUUUCUGCUCUGUUCUGAGGAAGAUGAUGAGUCGCGAUCUACUAAGAGAGAAGUUCAUGAGCGGUCGAGUGCUGCUGUGUUGGAAGCACGAACUGACCUCGAAGGCAGCGCGCAAGCGAUAUCUGCUGCAGCAAGACACGACUCGCGCGCUGCAUGCCGAAAUCGCCAACUUGUUCUUCAGUGAAAUUGCAACGCAACAGCAAACACAGCAGGAAGGAACUGUACAGUCUCACGAAGAAGGCAAGCAAACUCCCUUCCAAUCGUCAUUGCAGGCCAACGAUGUCACCUACAGUCUCAGGCAUGUUGAAGAAUCUUGGAUUCAUCUGCUCAAAUCAGGUGACAGUAGUCGUUUGAAGCAGCUGACAAUGUGCAACUUUGACUUUUUGCUGGCGGCCGUGCGUACAGUGUCAGUCAGCUACCUGCGCUCCAUCCUGGAACACGUGCGCUGCUACCUGCUCGACAGGGAGUUGGAGUUGGUCUACUACACUGUGCGCAAGUCCAGUGACGUCCUAACACGUGACACCCUGCAGUUUGGCGCACAACUCAUCUGCUGGCUCCGAUCUGUUGCAGAUUCGAGUGGCGAAUUGAUGGCAAGACUGAUGCUGUCUGCUAUGGCCUGGUGUGACGGCUACACUGAUCCUCUCCUUGUCCCUCUCACCGGUUGGCUACAGCCCCCUCUUCCUCUUCAGAUUAAAAACGUGGUUGUGAAUGGUGGAGUGAACCUGAUUGAACCGACUCCGUCAGCUCAGCAUAUAGUGGUUGUGCCUCACACUGGAGAUCCUCAGCUCUGGCAUGUUAUGUCCAACACUCUCGUCACUACAUUCAAAGGACACAAUGGAAGAGUUCUUUGUAUAGCAAUGACGAAACAAUCUCAAUACCUUCUGACGGGCGGUGAAGAUACAUCUAUCAUCAUCUGGGAUUUGAAAACUUUCGAGCUGAAGCUGCGAAUUUACGAGCACAUAGCCCCAGUGCUAUGCCUGACCCCGGCAAUGAACAACACCCUGAUAGCGUCAGGCGGGGAUGACUCACGCAUCAUCGUGACGCAACUGCUGCCGACGGGGCGGCGGAAGGCGGGGGAUGUCGUCAUCAAGAUAGACCACCACCGCGGCCCCGUCACCAAUGUGCUUGUCACUGCCGCCUCUGACAUACUCAUCUCUGGUUCAUCGGACGGCAGUGUGUGCCUGUGGACUCUGGACACGUUCACAGUUCUGAACACAAUCACACUGCCUUCUCCGGUGUGUCGCCUGGCCAUCUCCUCGGAUUCGGUGUUCCUGCUGGCCGCCUGUGAGGACAACCAACUCUAUUUGCACACUCUGGCCACCGGCACUCAGAUACAUUGCCUCAGGGGUCACAAGGCCAAGGUGGUGUCAAUCUGGCUGGCGGGGGACAACCAGCGGGCGGUGGCGGGAGGGGCAGACGGCCGUGUGUAUGUGUUCGACAUGCACAGCGGAUGUCUGGUGCGGACUAUCAGCACCAGCCACAAUUCCAAGGUCACCGGCGUCAAAGUCACCAACAAUGACGACUUCCUCAUCACUGCAGGAGGCAACCGGAUAACCUUCUGGAGUUUUCGGAAAGAGGAUGGAGUUGGAAUAGAUGAGCUAGGAGUGCAGAUGAGUGGCAAGCCACCCAACCAGGCCCAACGACCCCAUACCGCCUCUAUCUCCUGUCUCGACAUAUCCAGGGAUGGAACCACCGCUGUUACAGGAGCCAUGGACAGCCUAAUCAACGUGUGGUUGGUGAACACCCAUGAGCUGAGCGCCACCCUGGAAGGGCACUCGGCCAACGUCACGUGUCUGGCCAUCUCGCCCAAUGGCCUCUUCGUCAUUUCGGGCUCAGAGGACAAGACUGCCCGCGUCUGGGGUCUCACGCUUGGACUCGUUGUAUCUGUCUUUACGGGUCACCAAGCGACAGUGACUGCAGUGGGCGUUCUGUCGGAUAGUAGACGCGUGGUGAGCAGUGACCGCCAAGGGGUGCUGGCUGUGUGGGUGGCCGACAACGGCACCCUGCUGCACACCGCCUUGGGGCCAACCGACUUCCUCGCCAUCACCAACAACAUGAAGUAUGCCGUCAGCGGCAAUGGUGACAAUAGUUUGAGAAUUUGGCCGUUGACAACGCAUAGAGAUGACGAGAGGUUCAUUGUGAGUCACAAGGAAGAAGUGACUUGCUUUGUGCUGACAGUUGACUCACUGCAUGUCAUCACUGGGUCUCGAGAUAUGUCGUUGAAAGUAUGGCAGGUUGUUGGAGGCAAGCUCACUCAGGUGCUAGUGGGGCACACAGACCAAGUGACGUGUGUAGCUGUGGCUGUGACCAACAAGUCGAUAGUAGUGUCGGGGUCACGUGACGCCAACCUCAUUGUGUGGGACAUGGACACUGGAGAUGACCUGCAUCUGCUCACCGGCCAUCUUGGCUAUGUCACGUGUGUCAAGUUAUCGGCCGAUGGCACACUUGCUGUCUCUGGAUCGGAGGAUAAGAGGAUUAUAGCAUGGGACACGAAACAGGGCGUGCCCCUGUCAACGCUGCAACUGCAUCUGCCAAUUCUGGGCAUGGUGAUGUCGACCGACGUGACGCGGGUCGCCGUCCAUCUGCUCGACAGCAAGCAUCUGCCUAUUGUCUGUCUGCACAACACGCCGGCCACCUAUGUCAAAAUUCCCAUCUACGUUGCACCCGCCAAGGAGAUUGAAGACUUGAGACCUUCUGGUCCAAAACGGCCAAUGAAACGACUGCUGAAGAAAGAAGUUUCAUUGGACACGUACACGUGGCAGAAGAAGUACGGCCAUCUGACGUCAUCAAUCAUGAUGACUCAGGUCGAUGAGAGACUCAGACGCCGCUUCUCAGUGUCGGCAAGCAUGGAGGAAAUAUCGAAAAUACCAGCCAACAAAGAUCUUGGCUCACAGUGUAUGGGACCGGAGCAUGCCGCCUUGGUUCAAUCGCAACAUUUCGAUCAGCUAGAAGCUUUAUGGAACAAGAAAUCACCACCAAGGAGUAGACGCACAUUCCAGUCACUAUCAAAACAGAAUUCUCGGUCAAGUAGAAGAGACUCCUCAGAAAACGACGAUUGUCCGUCCCCGCUUGAAGAAGUUGCUGGAGAAAUAUCAGAUCUAUCGAGUGGUGAUUAGUGAGGAACGUUAAUAACUUCUAGGAACUUAGCUGCUAGCAACGCAGUGAAUGCCAUAAUGUGAUCUCUUGAAACAAUCAUUAAACUCAAUCAACCUGUUUAUACACUAUUGAGAAUAACCAUUCCUGUAACACUAGGUCUAAUUUUUCAGUGCAAUAAUAUUUAAUGUACCUAAUUAGGAUUUAAGUGUGGUUGUUGUGCGAGAGUGAAUGUGAGAAUGGAAGUUUGUAAAUAAAUUAUUUAUUCGUUAAGGUACCUUAUGUUGUUGGAAAUUAGUUUUUUCGUGUUUAGUAAUCAAGUUACUAUAUUAUUUUUUCCAAAGUUACCAAAAAAUACCGUAUUGACAAUGUAUUGGACAUUGGCAUUCACUAUUUCUCAGAUACCUACUGAAGAAUGAGUAUCUUUCUAGAAAAAAUGCAAAUAAUUUCUCAGUUGUAGGCUACUGUAGUCUGAGAUGGCCCAUCUUAUUUUAUAAUAAUAUUAUUAUUUGUGCUUAUUCUAUUAAAUUAUGCUUAUUAUUCAAUUUCAUACUACAACUGAGGUUGUUUGAGGUGAACAAAUAUAAUAUGUCAGUGUAUUUUCUAUUUAGGUGGAUUGAAUGAGAUUUUGGUAUUUUUUAUUCCAAUCUAUUCAAUUUCAUUUUUCCUAGGAUGGCGAUUUUACUCAAAAAUAGGGUAAUAAGUGAUUUCAAAGUAUGUAAGCCUAUACAGUCGUACAUGUUCAUUGAUUUUUUCGGAUAGUAAAAAGAUAUAUCACCAUCAUUCAUGAAUAAUCAAUACGGUAAUAAUUUGGUUGUUUUAGUCAGGAUUAUAGUCACUAGGUAGUGACUCUAUAUAUUAUUAUACUAGUAAAUAUAGUAAAAUGUCAAGUUUCAUAUAGACUAGCAAUAUUGCAAAAAAAUCCACAGUCAAGGUUAUUAAUUGGAGGACUUUAUUAGGAAUAUGCACAUUUUUAUACUCUUUGCAAUAUAAUAAAUAGUGUAAGUUAUAGGCCGCAACGCAGUAUCCAGAAUAUAACUAUUAUGAUUAUUCUAUAAACUAUAAAUCGUUUGAUUAUUAUCAGGCGAUACAAGGGAUAUGAAAUAUUGAAUACUGUUAAAGUAUGGGAGUUUCUCAACCUCAAACUCCAUUUUUCCUCUUAGAACAGCUAUUGCUGUUAUCAUAAAAAACAAACCAGAUGCUGUUCAAUUCAUAGUAAUGUAGCUAUAUUGUUGAUUAUCCCCAUUAAGAGGUUCUCUGUAGAGUUCAUAACUUGCCAUUUUUUUAAUUUAAUAAUUAUAAUAAAGCUUCAUCAUUUUUUUUCAAACACAAUUUUCCAAACGAAUUCAUAAUUUCUAUUAAAAGUAAAAAAUUGUAAAAAGUAUGAAUGUGAAACUCACGAAAUGCUGUUACAUUAUUGUUGUUACCGUAUAUAUUAGUUUCUGGAUAUUUCAAAAGCAAUAGUCUUUACACAGUUUAUAAUAUUCAUAUUUUACCAUCCUUAGGAUAUAUUGUUGGUGUUUAUUUUUUCUAACUCUGAUGACAAUCGAGAAAAUAUUGUUAAUAGAGUUGAUAUUGUUCAAUAAUUUAUAGUGAAAGGUCACUCUUUCCAAUCUUCCAUAUUGUAUAUUAUCUUCCCCUGUUAUUCAGUCCAUCAGUACCACUAUGGAAAUAAAUGCUUGUCGAGUUCAUAAAGGGGUGAAUUUACAAUACAAUAUUAAAGUAAGAGAUUCAUUCAUGAGUUUGUCGUUCUAUUUUUCUAUGAUGAUAGUUUGUAAGAUGUCAUUCUUCAUUCAAUCAUAUAAUUCUAUCCAAUCACAAUUUUAAGAAGUGUGACAAUCGAUUGUCAAUCGAAAUAAUUAAUUUGUCCAUUUAAAGGAAUUAUCACUUCAAGCUAUUUUGAAUCUCUUGCAGAACUCGUGAAUGAACAUUUGUCUUAUUGGUUAUUGAUUUCAUCGACUUGAUUGUAUUUUAUUAUUGAAAAUACUUAUUCAAUAUUCAGUAAUGUGACUGCUGUUCAUGACUUCGAAUAGCCUAGUUUACUUUCAAGAAUGAACUUCCAAACUAGUAUUUAAUUGAGUAGAGCUGAUGAAACAAUUUAUUAAUUGAUAAUAAUAUUGUCACAUCCUUCCAACCCAUAAUAUAUCCUUCAUGCAGAAAUCUCCUAUAAACUCAACUUGAAACUUUAAAUAUAUUCCAAUUUUAAAUAUAAUACAUUCAAGAGUAAUAAUUCACUACCUACUCAUUCUUCUGAUAAUUUUCCAUGCAGUAUCAAACUGUGAAUAUUGUGUUAAGAUGUGUAUUAUUUCUGCAUGUAUGAGUGCCAGUUUUUGUAUCUACCACACCUGAACUGUGAUCUGUUAGUAUAUGAAUGUGUAUUGUAAAGAUUUUAAUGUGAACCGUGUGAAUGUUGUGAGUGCAAGAAUUGAGAAGAAUGACGCUCUUACCUUGUAGGUCAAUAAAUAUUGUGAAGAUGGAGUAAAAUGCACGUUAAUAUAAAAAUAUAGAUAAAAAAGAGAAAUUCACUUAUAAGUAAUUAUAUGUUGUAUGAUUAAGUGUUUUUAUACAUUGUUAGACUAUCAUUCCAGUCAUUAUUAGAUGUAUUAGUAAUACAGUAUGGUGUAAGUCAUUAUUAUUUUAAGUAUUGUUCCACGUAUUCAAGUAUCUAUAUUCUAACCCACUUAUUUAUUUAUUUAGUUAUCCAUUAAAACUCACUAUUCUAAAUCAAUAAUAUUGAUAAUAUGAGAAAUUAUUUCUUUAAGAUAUUUUCUCCCAAUUUAUUCAAGUAUUUGAUUAGAGGAAAAGAGCUCUUAAUCAUUCUAGUCGCACAAUCUUCUAAUAAUUUGGAUCAAUUUAUACUGCAUUAAUCCGCUCCAUAUCAAUAUAACAAGUGCAUUACAGGAAUUAUCAACUGUUGUUUGAUUAAUCACAAUGAGUUACAAGGAACAAUACCAUAUAUACCAUCAUUCCUAUUUAAAUAGCAAGCUCUUAAAUCUUCAAGCAUGACAUUUUUAUUAAAGCCUCAUUCUAAUUGAUUAAAUCCGAUUCUGUAAAUAAUAAUCAUAAAAAUGAUAAAUUCUUCAACUCAUGAACUUAUACUCAUUAUUCUCAAAAUCUCUUAUUAUUUAAAUAACAAAUAAUUAUUUUCCAUUACUCUACUAACAAAUUCGUAGAUUCUGUUAUGUCUCCAUAAUUUCAUAAUGGCAAAGCAUUAUCAAGUAUCAUUGUAAAACCAAUUCCAUUUUUUAUAUUUAUAUAUUAUUACAAUGACCUCUCUACAUCAACUUGUUAUUAUAAUCAUCUUCACUUCAAGGAUAAGGCUUUUUGAAUAACCUGUUCCGGUACCCAUCUCUUACAAUCACUAACCUCAUACUUUAUAUUUCUCAUAAAAUCAAUAAGAACGAGACGAUGGUAUUUUGUUAGUAUUUAGAAAAUAGCUAUUCAUUUUUCUCCUCAUAUUCAUUGAAAUUUUUCCAAUUAAAUUAUUGUCUAAGACGUAUUGGAAAUUGUUACAUUGUUGAAUCAGAAGCAAGUGACUGUUAAUUUUGAUCGUUCAAAUGUUCUAUUCAAUGUUGAUUGUACAUGACUAUCACUCUCCUUUAAAAUGUUUAUAAAUAAUAAUGUAGUAUGAUGUAACAUGACAAUGAUCUUAUUGUAAAAUGAAAAUGUUACAAUUAUUGAUAAAUUAAAAACUAUUUAUUGAUAAA
Molecule: messenger RNA, 7824 nt
Organism: Nilaparvata lugens (brown planthopper)
Lineage: Eukaryota; Metazoa; Arthropoda; Insecta; Hemiptera; Delphacidae
Product: NACHT domain- and WD repeat-containing protein 1
Exons: 25
Coding region: 112-4140 (1342 amino acids)
Molecular function (GO): protein binding
Source: RefSeq, a predicted model, not a curated record